Messenger RNA from Solanum verrucosum, 906 nucleotides. RefSeq names its product homeobox-leucine zipper protein HAT3-like. NCBI's taxonomy places the organism in Eukaryota, Viridiplantae, Streptophyta, Magnoliopsida, Solanales, Solanaceae. The record is from RefSeq and is a predicted model, not a curated record. The transcript is spliced from 4 exons. Gene Ontology annotation, molecular function: DNA-binding transcription factor activity, RNA polymerase II-specific; sequence-specific DNA binding. Bases 37 to 906 code for a protein of 289 amino acids. Gene Ontology annotation, cellular component: nucleus. Gene Ontology annotation, biological process: regulation of DNA-templated transcription.
UUUUUUUCAGAGGAGAAAAAAAACAGAGCAAAAAAGAUGAGUGGUGAAAAAGAAGAUGGUUUAGGUUUGAGUCUGAGCUUAGGAAUCAUGAGUUGCCCUCAAAAUAAUCAUAAAACUCCUCCUCCUUUCCCUUUGAAUCUCUUACCUUUCAUGCACCAUCAUCAAAUUUCAUCAGGGAGAAAAGAUGAGAGAGGAGAAAGGGUAAGAGGGGGAAUAGAUAUGAAUGAACCAGCGAGAAUGAUUAUAGAGUGUGAUGAUGAAGAAGAAGAUGAAGAAGAAGAUCAGGUGUUAAUGGUUUCAUCACCUAACAGCACUGUUUCGAGUGUGAGUGGAAAGAGGAGUCAUGACAGAGAAGAGAAUGAAGGGGAGAGGGCCACCAGCUCACUGGAGGAUGACGGCGGAGAUGCGGCGGCAAGGAAGAAACUCCGGCUGUCAAAAGAGCAAGCUGCCGUUCUUGAAGAGACAUUCAAGGAGCAUAACACUCUUAAUCCGAAGCAAAAAUUGGCUCUGGCAAAACAGCUGAAUCUGAGGCCAAGACAAGUGGAGGUGUGGUUUCAGAACAGGAGGGCAAGGACUAAGUUGAAGCAAACAGAGGUAGAUUGUGAAUACUUGAAGCGUUGCUGCGAAAAUCUGACAGAUGAAAACAGACGUUUGCAGAAAGAAGUUAGUGAGCUUAGAGCGUUGAAACUUUCUCCACAAUUGUACAUGAACAUGAGCCCUCCAACCACCCUCACAAUGUGCCCUCAAUGCGAGCGCGUAGCUGUAUCAUCCUCCGCGGCCUCUUCAUCAGUCACCGGAGCCAAUGCCUCUCGUUCACACCUCCACCAAGCGCCAGUGCCCCUCAACAAACCAUGGGCUGCAAUGUUUGCGUCUAAAACACUCGAUGUGCAAAGGUCACAAAUGUAA